UGCCAGUCCGCGGACGACACGCCGGGAACACGUAGCUUGACCCGAGCUGCGCUGUUCAUCGCACGCUCCGAGGCUAGUAAGAUAAUCCAACGAUCUCCACACGCGGCGCGCCAUGGCGAGCCGAGCAGCAGAGCGCGCCACGCAUGCCACCCACCCGUCGCCUUAAGCCGCCCUCCGCCUCCUGCGCCGCACCGGAGACACUUCACUCACUCGCCAGUCUGCCGAAAUCAACAGACAACGCCGCCACAGCGCACUCGAUCGAUCUCUGCUCAUGUCCGGCGGCGUGGGCCCGACGGCGGGAGGCGGCAUCACGCUGCCGUCGAUGGGGCAGCCGCCGCCGCCGCUGCACCCGACGCCGACCUCGCCCACGGCGCGCCCGCACCACCACUACUACCUCUUCUCCAUCAAGCAGCUCAACACGCUGGGCGCCGCGGCCGUGCUCGCCUUCUCCACCACCGUCCCGCUCCCGGACAUCGCCUUCGCGGUCCUGCUCGUCCCCUACCUCGUCCUCCUCGCCGCGCUCGCCUUCCCGCAGCGCCCGGGGAAGCCCGACCCGGCCGCGCCCGUCUUCGCCGGCGCCGGCCGCGUCCUCCUCGGCGCGCACACCGCGGCCGGCUUCCUCGUCGGCGCCGCGCUCCCGGCGCUCUACAUCCUCGACGGCCUCCGGUCCGGGGACACCACGGGCGUCGCCAGCGCGGCCCCGCACGCGUUCCUCCUCGCCGCGCAGGUCUUCACCGAGGGCCUCACGGCGGCCUGGCCGUGGCGCUUCUCGCUCCCCGUCAGGGCCGCCGUCCCGGUCAUGUACAGCGCGCGCCGGAUGUUCGCGGCCGGGGAGUGGCUGCGGCAGGAGAUGGAGGAGAAGCGCGGGGGGCCGGGUGUGGACCCGCGCCGGCUCGUGGCCGGGAGGGUGCUCGCCGUCGCCAACCUCGCCUUCUGGGGCGCCAACCUGUUCGCCUUCCUCCUGCCCUUGUACCUGCCCAGGGCGCUCCAGAGGUACUACUGCGGCAGCGCCGACGACGGCACCCGCGGCAGCAGCGACGGCAACGGCGAGGAGAAGAAGGAUUCCUAGAGGAGAUAUCGAUGCUCCGCUCCAGUGAUGGCGGCUUUUGCUCUGUUGCUCGUUUCAGUAGUUUGUCACUUGAUCCCUUCCUCAACAUUUUAGCCAUGUAAAAUUUUCUCACUACUUGAUGUAUGCACAUUACUUGCGUACGCACGUUUGUCAUGGGAUCUUCCAGUUUAAAUUCCAGUUGAAA
Lolium perenne is the source of this 1253-nucleotide messenger RNA. RefSeq lists its product as uncharacterized. NCBI's taxonomy places the organism in Eukaryota, Viridiplantae, Streptophyta, Magnoliopsida, Poales, Poaceae. The record is from RefSeq and is a predicted model, not a curated record.